Rosa rugosa (rugosa rose) is the source of this 1690-nucleotide messenger RNA. Its product is annotated as transcription factor bHLH137. Gene Ontology annotation, biological process: regulation of DNA-templated transcription. The transcript is spliced from 8 exons. The record is from RefSeq and is a predicted model, not a curated record. NCBI's taxonomy places the organism in Eukaryota, Viridiplantae, Streptophyta, Magnoliopsida, Rosales, Rosaceae. The coding region runs from base 215 to 1255 and encodes 346 amino acids. Gene Ontology annotation, cellular component: nucleus. Gene Ontology annotation, molecular function: DNA-binding transcription factor activity; protein dimerization activity.
UAGUAUCUACCUCCUGAACUCUCUCUCUAUAAGUCUAUAUAAGCCUCUGCCUUCUUGGUUUUCUCUCACAGAGACCCCCACUACUUUUCUUGACUGCUACUUCUGCCUUCACUAGUAUCAUCAACCCAAGCAUCAACGCCCCUCUUCCAUCACUUUCCUGAUUACUUCCAUUUUCCAAUUCCAAAGCACUAUCUCUCUCUGCAGAUAUAGUAGCAUGGCAGCCUUUUCUUAUCAACAUGUACUCCACCACCCCUUUCUCUUUGACUCUAUUUUCUUUCCAGGCACUCCUACCAGUACUAAUAGCAACAACGACCAUUUCUCUCAAUCUCAAUACCCAUCUGAGCCUUUAGUUGAGCAAAUGAAUAUUCCUGUUGAGAGUGCAAGAGUUGCCGAGAGCAGCUCAUGUAUUGACCAGAGCUCCACAAAGAUUGCAACUUUUAGUGACGAUGAGCCUUCUGUGACCAAAAAACAGAGCCCAGAGUCCUCAGCUGUGGUGGAUAAGCUUGAGACUGGUGAGCAGGUUACUCAGAAAGUGAUGACUCCCAUGGAAAGGAAGAGAAGAACCAGAAAUGGGUCAUCACCCAAUUCCGCUCAAUCCAAGGUCAAGAAGCCAAAGAAAGCUGAAGAGGAAAAGAAGCCCAAAGCUGAAAAGAAAGAGCAAGUGAAAGCUGUACAAGAAGUGGAACCUCCAACAGGUUACAUUCAUGUUAGAGCAAGAAGGGGUCAAGCUACAGAUAGCCAUAGCCUUGCAGAGAGGGUAAGAAGAGAAAAAAUCAGUGAGAGGAUGAAGAUGUUGCAAAGACUUGUUCCUGGUUGUGACAAGGUAACCGGAAGGGCUGUGAUGUUGGAUGAGAUUAUCAAUUAUGUUCAGUCCCUACAAAAUCAAGUGGAGUUUCUCUCAAUGAAGCUUGCUUCUGUGAAUCCAAUGUUCUAUGACUUUGGACCAGACCUUGGUGAUUUGAUGGUCAAACAAGAGGCAUCACCAUUUUCAACUGGACCACAAUGCAGCCCAACACAGCCAACAGAUUUUGCUGAUACCUCUACCAAUUUUGUCACCACCACCACUGCCGCCGCCACCAGCUUCACGGCGGCUACUAACAACUAUCCUUUUCUGGAUUCACUUCUACUUCAGCAAUCGCAGAGGCCGACUGCCUUCCAUCAGGACAGUGAGAGCCUAUUGUGGGAUGUGGAAGAUCAAAGACAAAGCUUUCUUAAUCCAUCUGGGUUCAGCAACAACUUGGGUUCUUUCAAUUAAUACAACAUGCACCACCAAGAAGCUGCCUGCCCUACCAAGCAUAUGUUUUCUAUGAGGAACUAUAAAGCAGCCAAAUUCUCAGAAUUAAAGCCAACUAUCAGUUCCAUUGGAGAGGGCUAGCUUUGCUUUAGCUUAGCUUCGUCUUCAACCAAGUUAAACCAAAGGCACUGGUUCCAAGUACAAUAUAUGAAUAAAGGUAGAGGGCAGCAAUUUCAAUGGAUGAAGAAGAAAGAACACAAAUCAAAAGGACAGAUACAGACCGGACCAAAAAAGACCAAGAUCUUUUCUAGAUCCCUUGUUCCUGUCCAUUAUGGAUUAUUUGCGUGCACAAAUUCCAAGAACCCUGUAACCUUUGUAUUAUCAAUGUAAAAUAUAACAAUGUAAUAAAAAUUUAGUAGUAAACCCUGCAUUGAAUACUUUGACUCAUUCAUUAUU